This is a messenger RNA of Linum trigynum, 4312 nucleotides long. NCBI's taxonomy places the organism in Eukaryota, Viridiplantae, Streptophyta, Magnoliopsida, Malpighiales, Linaceae. The record is from the annotation of a GenBank genome assembly.
CCCCCUAAGCAUGAAAAUGGAGUGAUAUUAAACCCUAAUUAAAAGGGUUGAUAGGUUGAAUUUAGGCUUCAUAAAUUUUGGAACUUCGGAAAUCAGGAAAUGAUCUUGAUUUGGAAUAUAAUUAGGACGGGAAAUAGGUUCGGUUAUAAUCGAAAUCGUUUAGUCAGUUCUCGGUUAAACGUAAGUAUUUUGUGCUUAUCCUUAAUCAUACUGUUUAUAAUAGUCGGUUAACCGUAACUCUAUAGUUCGGUUCUCAGUUAUUUUGUUGGUUAACUAGAUAACCGUUAAACAAGUAAUUCGAACCUAUUGGUAACCCAACCAACAAAAGUCUACCUCCUUUUUUCAAUUGUGCAAUUUUAUAGAUUUUCUUCUACAUGCGUUCCUUUUUUUUAAGGUGUUAUCAUUGAAUAAAAUACAAUUUGACAUAUAUAUCAAGAGCACUUCUACUGUGCUUUAAAGCAUUGACGCUUUAAUAUACAACUUGAAGUUGUAGUAUAACGUCCAAAGUACAAAUUGCAGUUGAACCUUAAGGAAAUUUGAACCUUUAUGUUAUGGUACAACUUCAAGCUGUACCAUAAUAUAAAGGUACAACUUUAGUUUGUAUAAUAAAGGGAUUUAUACAAAUGGUUAUACCAUAACGUUUAACGUACAACUUCAAGUAGUACCAUAAAAGCAAAAACUAAAGCACCAAUAUUUUAAAGCAUUAUAAAAUUUCUCAUAUAUCAAUCCAUAAUCAACUCAAUCCAACAAAAGUACACAAUAACACAAUUUUAUCGUCAAAUUUGAUUAAAAAAACAGACAAGAACUCCAUCAAAUUACAUGGAAGUUUACAUGUUACUGAUUGUUGUCGAGUUACUGUGCGCAAAUCCAACUUUAUAUUGUGCUCCUUCUAAAAGCCCUUAUUUGACAUUAUUCUCAUUUGACUUUAAGUCACUGUUACAACUAGGGUAUGUAAGGGAUCUUGUAGGGAUUCAAACAUUUCAUUUUUUUGACGUAUGUCCACGGCUUAUCAAUGCCUAUUAUUUUCAGUCCUCACUAUGAGAAUGAUUGUAAUCGGUUAGUCGAUUAAUCGUUUACCCGUCGAUUACUAACUUUUUAAUAAUUUGUCAAUAAUUAGAUAAUUUAACUACCAAACACCGACCGUUUACUAUUUAAUCGAUUAUCGUUAUAACUGUCAACCUCCAAUUUCGGUUCGGUUAUCCAAUUACACUACUAACCGGAUAACCGUUCGCCCGUCCCAAAUGUGUUAGAAUUUUAGCUUAUAUACAUAUGCAUUAUUAUCACCACCUAAUAGUUAAAAAAAAAUUAAGAAGAAUAGAAAAAAAGAAUUAAAAGGUAUGCAUGCCUUUUUUUAACCCCCAGCUUGCUUGCUAGCUAUCCCACUGCAAUUAGUUAGUACUACUCCUACUCUUGAAAUCAUUAUUAUAUUAUAUUUAUAUGAUUAGAACACUAGCUAGCUUAGCUACCUAUGGUAAGCCAAGCUAAAGCUAUCUUCUACUUCUACUUCUUCUUCUCAAUCUCAGCCAUCACCUCUUUCUCUUAAUGAUAUUAUUAUUCCUUUCCCCCACUUCUACCAUCCCUCUCUCUCUCUCCCACCAUCUUCUUCUUCUUCCUCUUCCCUUUUGCUAUUAAUGGACAGCUUACUGGAUCAUGAUGAUCAGCACCAUGGUGACAGCGUGGUCGCGGUAACACUGGAUCUACUCUUCUCCAGCGAAGACCAUCAGCCGCCGCUCAACCUAAUCCUGCCCGAAGCUGCCUCCAACUCCUCCUCCUCUUCAUCAUCCGACAUCACCAUGACCGCUGCCCGUGACCUUGUCGCCACCGCGGAGGAGGCCGGGGAAGAGGAUCCGCCGGCGAGGGUUUUCUCGUGCAACUACUGCCAGAGGAAGUUCUACAGCUCGCAGGCGCUGGGCGGCCACCAGAACGCCCACAAGCGAGAGAGAACCCUCGCCAAGCGAAGCGGCGGCGGCGGUGGACACCACCAGCAUCUCAUCAUGAGGGCACCCUCGUCUUUUCACCACAUGGGAUCAUCCUGCCUUUUGUACCCCAGCAUCGCCUCACUUCCCUUGCACGGCCGCGGCGGCGGAGGAAACAACAGGCCGGCGGCGGCGUCGGUGCUUGGGAUUCAGGCGCAUUCUCUCAUCCACAAGCCGCCUUUUGCUCAUAGUAACUACAACAGGCAGCUCUUUAGCAUGGGUGAUCACCAGCGGCCGGCGGUUGGUAAGCUGCCGCCGGUCUCUUCCGCUGGGAGGUUCGAAGUCAAUUACGGUGGUGGGUAUUUGUGGGGUGGCGACGGAGGCGGCGGCCACUCGAGUUAUUCCUCUGCCGCAUCGCCGGCGGCGGCUGCUGCGGCUAAACACGAUGAUCUGCAAAAGCUUGAUCUCUCUCUUAAGUUGUAAUUACUGCUACUAAUCACUUCCUGAUCUUCUGGUUUCAGUUUUCUUUUUUUGGUUUUUUUUUUUAAUUCUGAAAAUUAUUAGGUCUAUUAAUUAGUGGGCAUUAGAAGGUAAAAAAAAUGGAUGCCUAGUCCUCUUGUUACCUUUUUCGUUUCUUCUUUUUCGUUUGCCAUUAAUUGUAAUCCUCUUAGCUUGAUUUCUCAUGUAAAUAUUUCUUGGAAAUAUAUAUAUACAAAAGCUUUUUCCCAUUAUGAGAAGAAAUUCGUCAUACGCGACAAAUCUCGAUCCUCAUGAAUCCAGAUCAACACUAUAUAUUUAUCAGUCUCCCUACUUCUUAGUGGUUAAUUAUAUUCCGAAUUCAGAAGUUAAGUUGACAAUAGUUAUUCCUUUCUUUUCUGUUUGUUCUUUUUUUGGGGGGAACAAAUGUUAGUGACACUAGCUAAUCGUAUUAUAUUGUGUACUUAUCUGUUCAGAAACUAAAGUUAGAGCUUUAAUUAGAAAGUUAAAGUUAAUGAUGCUUUUGGAGCAAAUGAAUGUGUGAUCUGAUCUCUCUCUCUCAGGCCGCAUGACAGCGGUGGUGGUGGCAUGGUGGUCUACUACUCUACUACUUCAAAUUAUGCUUUUAGAGGUUUAAGGUUAGUGACUGUGGUUGGCAAUAAUCAAUAUAGGACAAUGAUUAAGGUUUUGCCAUGCCUUCACUCUAUAUACCUUGUAUAUUUACAAUGUUAACUCCAACUAUUAUUGAAUACCAAGUACACAUGAUCAAAUCCAACCUCCUGCUCUCAUUUAGUCCAUCAUGAGUUUGUAUGAGGAAUCAUUUAUCUUUUUUGAUGGUGAAACUGAAACAGAUACUGAAUUUGUGUGUACAACGCGUUAAAAAAUAAUAAAUAGUUGUUUAGUAAUGUAACUAGUUAGUACUUAGUAUCAAUAACUCGAGUCGUUAGAAGAAGUUCUAAAACAAAUCAAUAUAAAGAAUGUCAAGUCAAGAAUUUAAAAUUUGCAACAAAUAAGUCAUACAUUAUAGGGCUGGCUAUUUGGUCCGGGCUAUUUGGUUUUACCCGAAACCGGACCGGGACCAGAUUGGACUCGGAUAGCAAACAUUCCAAUCCAAUCUUCGGGCUUAGAUUUGAGAUAAAAAAAUCGUUCGGGGCAAGAUCAAAAAUCGGAUAAACACCGGAUAAUAGAGCCCAACACCCAAAACUUAACCAGCUCCUCACCCUUUGAGUACUCAGACCACUCAAUUCUCCACAAGCUCAAUCUAAAAUCAAGACCGAAUUGGGACCGGACCGAGUCAAGGCCGGACUGUAUCCAAUUCAAUAUUUGGUCCUUAUAUUCUCGAGAAGACCGGACUGGAACCGGAUCAAUUCGGACCAAUUUAACCAGACCGGACCGUAUAGCCACCCCUAAUACAUUAUGCUUAUAUCAUAUGCGUCCAAAUGAAUCUAGUUCAAUUUUUUUUCUUUUUGUAUUCGGAAAAUACAGUUCAACAACUACUGGCACUAUGCCUAAAACAAAUGGAAGCUAAAGCCGGAGACUAAGUAAAGCUAGCAAGGAACCACAAAAGGAGAAGCCAUAUAUUAGCAAAGGAACAUAAUCUUGAGUUAAUUAAUUCCAUCAAGUUGCCAAGUCCUUACAUCUUAAUUAUAUGAUAGAAUAUAAGUACCACUAAACCAAAACCUGGUUUGCUAAUCCCUCUUAGUUAAUUAUUAAUUAUUGUCAUUGUUAUGUUAGAUUGUUGUGAUCCAUCAUCAGCCCAAUACAAGAACACUAUAGUUGGUCCACUACUACGUCUACGUGCAUAGAAUUUGUUUGGUAUCAUUGUACACGAUGGAUCCUAUGUAUCUACACUCUUUUUUGUUUCUUUAUUUGUAAUUUCUUAAUGGUCGAACAAAGAAUAAUAAGUAAUUAAGUGUUAA